Molecule: messenger RNA, 1344 nt
Organism: Acanthoscelides obtectus
Lineage: Eukaryota; Metazoa; Arthropoda; Insecta; Coleoptera; Chrysomelidae
Source: the annotation of a GenBank genome assembly
AUGAAUAAUCUUAGAAGACGAAGAUGGUCAAAGGAGGAGAACUAUGAAGUGAUGUGGGCAUACUACAGUGCGAUUGCAAGUAAAAUCGCAGCUCCAAAAACAAGAGGCACUUUCGAGAUCUGGAGAAAUCGUAAUCCAAAUAUUAUGCCAGAAAUGAACGCACAAAAACUGUCAAACCAGCGACGUGUAAUAGAAAGGAAUUUAACGGAAGCAGAACGACAGGAAAUAAAAUGCGGUGUGUAUUCGUACCUUCACCAGCAAGAAAAUGAACCUACACUGCCACCUGCUACCAUAGAGAGUAAUAAAGGAGAGCUAGCUGAGAAUAACAACACUCCUAUAACGACUAAGAAUGACGAAUUAUCUGAGAAUAACGAUGCCAGGUGGCAUGCUCAGGGUGAGGCAGUUGAACUGGAAAAACAGAUUCUUGAAAAAUAUCAUGAUGUGCAGGCUACUCGGAUUGAACACCGUAAAGGGAUAAAAAAACCAAAGUAUGGUAAACACCUGACCGAAGAUAUUAGAAAAGCGAAUAGAGCACUAGGUAAAAUCUGCAGAGAUAGACAGUUAACAAUAACUGAUCUCAAUCAUCUAAUAUAUGCUUCUGCAGCUAUAAUAGCGGGAGAGGAAGAGAAUAACAACAGCCCUAGGACUAAAGAAGGACCUGAAGGCCCCCGAUGGAAGAUGCGCCUAAAGAACAAAAUUUCGCAAAUUCGCCAAGAAAUAUCCAUUUUAAGCGAAAUAAAUAAGGGGGUAGUUUUCAGUCAUGUUUUAAAUAAAGCUGACCGAAUAAGGGCUAAGUAUAGCCAUUCAUCGCUUGGUGACCUAAUAAACACACUAAAAAUGAAGUUGCAAGCGAAGGCUCAGAGAUUGCGGCGAUAUACAAGACGUGUCGAUCAGUACAAACAGAAUAGGCUAUUCCAAGCAAAUCCCAAGAAAUUUUACAGGAGUCUAAAGGAAGAAGUACAGAUGCCAAACAUGUACAUGCGAAAAAAUUUCAAUAAUCGAGGAAGUAGGACAAAGGACAACCUUAAAAAUGCUAUGGCAGCAGUUAAAGAUGGUUUAAUGCCCGUUAGAAGAGCUUCUUUAUCAUUCCAAAUUCGUCGCAAGACCUUGGAAAUAAGGCUUAAGCAUAGUAACGAUAAAAAAUGGAAGCUGGGCCCUGAUUCUUUGUUGGGUACUUCCAAUGAGAAGAGGAUGGUUAGACAUAUCAAAAAUAUGCAGAAAAGCGGAUUUUCCUUAACCAGACAAGAUGUGCGCAGGCUUGCUUACGAAUUCACUAAUCAAUUGGGAUUUAGGCAGAAAUUUAACCCUAACACCGAAAUGGCUGGACACGUCUGGCUGCAAUAA